GCCUUUAAUCUGCGACAAGGAGCAGGGGUCGAGCUUCAAAACUGCGUAGCGUAGCUCUCUGCAUCGUCAACGAGUGCUUCCGUUGGCACUGUUCAGAGGCUAGACAUUCACGAAAGUUUCUUUUUUUUAAUGGCAUAAGUUACCUAUCGGGAUGAAGACGUGACGGACUAGAUCUGUUGGUGUUCGUGACGAGGAUUGUGUUUUCGACGAAUAUUUUUGAGAAAUCUCUACGCAAGAUGGGUUUCUUUCUGUUUACUUGCAUGGUCCUGCUGUUCCAGCUAGGUGGUUCACGAUGUCAGAAGACGUGCAACGAGGACGAAAACAUCCUGGAAAAUGACAAAUGGUACGGAUACCGCUACGAGAUAGUCGCAGAAGCUGCUUCUGUGGGCAGUACAGACGACGUGGGCAAUUCGAGGAUGGACUGCCAUGUGAGAAUCGCCCGUGUAGGACCAUGUCAGUACAAGUUCCAGGUAGAGCAAUGCUUAUUUGCUGCUGGAGGAGGGCCUCCUGGACAGAAGGUCUUUUUGUUGAAGCACCUGGAACUAGAAGAGGUUGCAAGACGUUCCGUAGUGGUGACACUGUCAGACGGUCAAGUGGAAAACAUUGCUGUUUCGCCUGGUGAACCUGAACACUGGCAGAACAUUAGGAGGGCUCUGAUAUCUGCUUUCGUUUUGAAGAAGUCACACCUUCGAAACGGAGCUGAUACAAUGAUCACAGACGUCCAUGGCACAUGUCCCUGGAAAAUGACCCCGGGUGAACGGUACGGCUUGGCUAAGAGCAAGAAAGACAUGUUGUACUGUCACUUUCCAAGUCGUCCGGACAGCAAGCAGAGCCCGUGGUCUAUUUUUGCAAACAUGACCUUCAUUCAAUACCUGAUCAAUUCCACGGUGGAAUGCGAAUACGAGGCCGCUGAAGACUUGUCGCAUUUAGAAUCGGUGUCGUGUCACGAACGUCAUGCCAUUAUGUUAGAGUCGACGCAUAACACCGCUACAGCUGUGCAGACGAACAUACAUUAUACUAUGAAACUUGAAAUUGGAGCCCCAUUGGACUCCCAGCCGGAAUGGGCGGGCACCGGUCACCCCACGGUGCCGUCGGGAAUUCCUUACGUUCAUACAAAAACGGCAGACCCGUCCUCCAGAAGCUACAUCCCCAGAGAUGAUCUAGACGAAGCGAUCCGCGCCAAAUUUUCUGAACUCGUCCUCGCGGCCCGUCCGGAAGUUGGCCUCUACACCAUUCACCAGUUCCAGGACCUCAUGGAACUCAUGAGGUCUUCUCCGGAUUUGGUACCUUUCGUGGAAUCUGUCGUCGGGUGUGAGUUCCUGCCUUCGGAUGUGGUCUGCACACCGCAGUUGAAGGAACUGGCUAUGGCCUACCUUCAAGAUGCCUUAGUUCAAGGCAACAAUUACCCCACCUUAAGGGCGUUCAGGCACCUCGCUACUGAAGGUCACGUGACUGAUGCGUAUUUGAAGCUUCCGUUCCACUCGUGGCAUUAUAUUCGGGUGGACGACCCUCGCUACCUGGAAGAAGUAUUCGAAAUCUGUAAAUCGACCGAAUCCAAGAUGUGCUGGUUGGUCCUGGGUCGAAUGGCGUUGAAGCAUUUCGAAGAAACGUCAACCCGUGGAGACAACCAUAUUCCACCAAUCACAGAACGCAUCUUCAAGCAUGCGCUUACCUACCUGAGGUCUCACUGCGACCUGCAGAACGACGCCUUCCCACCUAGCUUCACAGAUGCCGAAAAGAUUGAUUACAUCAUUACCAUGUUGAAGACUAUCCGUAACGGGGAAGUCACAGCACAACUAUCAGGCACAUCGGAUAGUUUACUUGGUUGUGCUCAGAACCCAAGUUUGCCAGACCACGUGCGCGUCACUGCCGUUGAGGCUUUACAUGGCUUCGACACUCUGCGCAAAGAAUCACGCUUUCAUUAUCUAAAGGACAAGAUGUUGAGGGUCCUCGAAGACCCUAAUCUCCCUUCUUCGGUCAAGAUAGCAAUUUACAAAGUGUUUACUUCGCGCCCUGCAUUUCUGGAUCCCGAAAUCAUCAAGAAGCUCGAGAAGGUCCCUGACUGGACAGAUGUCAAAGAUUACGUCGUGUCCGACUACCUCGAUGGCCUUCUCGACGCGGUUAAAUUUGAAUUCUUCUCCGACCACGAGCAAACCCGUAAGCGCCACGAGACCCUCAACCGGACGGCAGCACUGUGGGAAAAAUGGACGGAACAUCGCACACCAUGGAAGCUUCGAUCUGCAAGAAGCACCACGGCACGGUUGUUGGAGCUACCCUUCUUGCCGAAAGAAAUUCGCAAGUUUGGCUUCAAGUUUGCGUCAGAGUACAUCUCCAGCAUCAAGUCCUCUUUUCCUUACUUGACGAAGGACUUGCAGCUUGUCCUUGCGGGACGCACGUUUGAUUUCGCUGAGGUCGGCACAUUCCUGGAAGGACUUGACCGAUAUUUAAGGCACGAUUGUCGAGAUGAAACCUUGGCUGAAGACCUACGGUCGCUUUUACAACCACAGAAAUCCAAGUUUCUGCAAAAUUUGCCAGAGAUGCAAGAAAGCCUGAGAGGGAUUCUGAACAAGGCGGGUUCAGAAUCGGAGUUAUCCUUGCCAAUGUCCUACCUUCGUAUGUUUGGUUCAGACAUGAUAUACUCAAGCUUUGACGAUACCCACAAACUCAUCAAGGGAAUCCCGAAGGCGGUACAAGCGUCGUCACUCGCUAGAAAUCCGGUCCUCGGUCAAACCUUCAACUUGACCAGGACUAUUCGAGUCAUCGAAGCAUACCUCGUAGUACCAACUAUUAUGGGCCUUCCCCUUAACUGGACAACGAGCGCCACACUAGCAGUCUCCUUCAGAUCAGGUCUCCGAGCUGUGGACCGCGAUACCUACUCCGGCUUCUUCCACCCUAGUGCUGCUUUGACCUUCCUGAACGGCAUGUUGCUGGACUUUCCAACGGUGACCAAGAUCGGGGUUCAAGCCAACAGCUCCGCUUAUACUUCGACUCAGCUGGAUGUAAAGUUGCGGUCGAACGGACCCAAGAUGGAAGUAGAAAUUUUGAAACCCACCAAAGAACAGAAGGUUCUGAUGCUCAAGAGAACCAAUCAGCUCAUCAAACACAACACUCUUCAAGAAAUGACCGACUGGGACGUGGACAGAGUGACAAAAAGGUGGUGUUCCAGCGAAGAAUUGAGCAUGGCGGUUGGUUUGCGCGCAUGCGUCGAUCAAUCCUACGCUGACGUCACUCAUCGCAUGAAACCUUGGUUUUUGAUGGCUGCACCGGCGCACUGGAGUUUCGUCUUGACGCCACACGCAGAAAGCUCUGUCAGUUCCUACGUUAUUAGCGCGGUGUUGCCACAUCCGGGUCCCAGACAUCAAGGCCUGAAACUACAUGGGUACAUACGAGAAAGUUUCCCAGAGAAACAAGUCACCUUCCUGGAUUACGAAGAUAAAGGCCUAGAGGUUAUCAUACCAGGAUCAUCUCCGAUUCGAUUCGGAGUCAAGGAGAAGCCGUUAAAUGUCGAUGACGAUGACUCUGUUAAGGGCAAUUUCUUGGAAGUGUCAUGUUCCUUCGCCCCAGACCAUGUCUACGUGCUGUCCUACACGAAUGAAACCAGAUUGGAGACAAGAACAUUGGCUGGUAAAGGUCACGUAAAAUCCCAGCCUAUUACAGCCAUGGUGCACAGGAAGUCUUGGGUGCUGAAAUCUCCUCAGGCCAUCUACAGUUUCGUCUCUGUGAAAGACAUUCACUCCAGUAGUGUUAAAACGGAUAUGAAAUUUCUGAUUGAAAGGAAGCAGGCAACAGAGUCUCGUGAUUGGCUAUCAGAUGUCGUGCCGGAGGAAUUCUGGGAUGGCGAUAAGAGAGCGUGGCUUCACGUCCAGAGUGACUGGAAGCACCAGAGUGGCGGAGGAAAGUCAAAGACCUCCCGCGGUGGCCGUAGCUACGCACUGACUCCAAAGACGGUAGCCGAGCUCCUGGUCCAUUCUAGGGUUACGGCCACUCAUCGCUUGUACCAAGUGAACUUGACCCACACUGAGCGCGGUUCGGGAAGAAUGUUGGCCUUCGCAAACUUCACGCAUUACGAGAAACAUCUCCGGAAAGGACACACCAAGCACUGGUCGAGCUUCUCUAACCUGACGGUGCCGCAUCACUCCUGGGAGCUCCAACUGGAGACCAAGGAAGGACCUCUAGAGAUCCACGGGAAAGUGGCUCUGCUCGCUGAGAAGAUGGUCUUGAAAGAGUCGCCCUGGAAGCUUUUCACGACUUGGUGGCAUCCAAGCACCAGUCACUUAUUCGAAGCCAACCGUCGGAAGGUGCAGCUCCAGUUUUCGGGUCCUGGUGAGAAGGCCCGGUCGACGUUCGGAGGCGCCGACCUCCAUGGUUCCGCUUCCUUCUCUGUCUCUCAAAAUGACGAAGAACAACAAGUACUUCGGUGCCACGCCGACGUCGCAUUCCUGGACGGCCAACAAAAGCUGAAUAUAGAUGUGAGAGACCCCGUGCACAACACCAAAUGGACAACGGAAGGCACUCUCGACUUCGACGACGACGGCCUCCCCAUUGUGUCCGUUCUAUCUCACAUAAGCCAUGGCCCAGCAGACGACAGAGUAGCCACGUAUCAGCUUCGGAUCCACAACCCGAUGCUAGUGUGUCCAACGGCCCAGUUCUCUCACAGUAUAAAAUCCAACUUCUGGCAGUAUGAUGCGCGUGCGUCUGCGGAAUGUCGCGACAACGACGUCAUCAAGGGAGAGUUGACGAUUCGUUCAGAUUCCGACGCGUGGGACUUGCUGCGCAUGAAUCUCAACCAAACACUCGACUCCGGUGAGGCUGGGAGUGUUGAAUCCAUGAACAUGACGUACGCGCUGGGAGCUAUCAAUGUGGACGCCAUUUGGGACAAAGAAGUGUAUAUGAAGAACGGCUUCUUCUUACACAAAGGCGAAUCCGUUCCAUUCCUCACUCUUCGUCUGAUUGGAUUGCGGAAGAGCUCUGAUUGGUCCUUGACAUCUCGAGUGAAGUCGCAGGAUAAGGACACGCAUUUGAAGCUAACAUAUCGCCCCGUCUUGUCUGGACCUGCACGAUUACUUACGCUACGUGCAUACCCUACUGAGGAUCAUUCAAUCGUUGAAACCGUAUUGGCUGUGGGACUUGUGCCGCAGCCCUUCAAAAACAGUCUGAUGAUCGCAUCGCAUUCGGACUUGCUUCGAAAUUUCGAAGCGGCUCUCAAGCACAAAAUGACAGAGACAUCUGACCUGCUGCGGUCCGCAUUGAACGACGAAGAACACCCGCUAAAUGAACUUCUCCAGCCUGUUAUCGGAGUUCCCCUCGGCGACUUCGCUAAGCGGCAGACGCGUGAGUUGCACGAUCAAUUGGUGAAAGCUGGAGCUACGGCAUUCGAGGUUGCCUCGUCGUUCAAGUCUCUCUACGCACCGUUCGCCGCUGUCUUAUUCGGGUUGGCGAAAAAGGCUGAGGAUGCUUCUAAGAUAGCAGACUUCCACUUCAAGCAGACGAUACCGGGCUGGGCGUUCUACUACUUCAACCUCGACAAGACUCUCCGACACACCGUGACACAUGUCCCAGAAGUUUCUUGGAACGCAUUCAAGACAUACUACUCUACGCCAGUACAUGAAUCCUACCAACUCUGGACGUUCUAUCUGCCGCAGUGGUCCGAAAUCGUCAAUGCAUUGAAAUCGACUGUGGCGCGGUAUGGAAUACUGCACCAGCAGCCGCAUGCACGUGUGACCGGUAUACCACGUUUGCGAGAUGGGCAAAAGAUGGCGGCCAUCUUCGGAAUGGACCACGUGAUCACAUUCGACGGCUCUCAUUGGGUGUUUCCUGAGUAUCCAGCCCCAUACUGCACUUACCUCCUUGCUCAUCACAAGAGAGGCCACGCGUUCACACUGGCGACGAACAAGGAAGACAUCCUGGUUGACUAUCCAGACAUGAACGGCAGAUUUACGUUGACCAUCACUGGCAGUGGAGAAGUGAAGCUGAAUGGAAGAAAAGAGCCCUUAAUUUUGCCCUUCGAGAGCCCAUCACGUCACGUGAAGGCGUUCCGCGACGGCCCCGUGAUUCGUGUCGAUGGACCUGGACUCGACGUUCACUGCGACUCAGCGAAAUUCUUCUGCUUCUUUAUCCUGGAUGCUCCCUAUCAGGGUUCACUCGUGGGAAUGCUGGGAAAUGCCGACGGAAACAGAGACAACGACUUUGCUCUUCCAGACGGCAGUUCAGCCUCGGACAUCGCAACCCUGGCGACCAGCUACGAACUGGGCAACCGACCCGAAUGCCACGCCUUACUCUCGCCCCAGGUUAACCUUGAAACGAAUCCGCACUGCAGCCACCACGCCGUGUCCAGCGAAUGUCUGGCUGUUACGAAGAUGGGAAGCGCUAUGCAAGUGGCCUGUACCUGGGAUCUUCACAAGGGACGUUCCGAAUGUGCCAGGCUUAACUUUAUGACGGCUGCGUGCUGGUACCACGGAUUCAAUGAAGAGAUACGGCGGUGUGGUGGGUGCCCAACAGCAAACUCUGUUACGGGAACAGUCACAGUGGAACCCGCCAAAGUUCUCGAGGUCGCUCUGCUCCUCGAUGCAGAUUCAUUCCGCGAGGAUGAAUUCGUUAACAUCAUUCACGGCACGAAACGAUUGGCUAUGAAUAUCGACACAGUUUUCGUGGAACAGGGCUACGUCACCAGAUACACAUUGAUAAGUACUCUGAAGGGUUCACCAAGCUUCUAUGCUUCCACUAACGAUGUUUUCGUGGAGAGUCAGGAAGGCCUAAACUCUCUUCUGAAAUCUCUGACCCGGGAAUCCGGCCACGCCACAGCUCAACUCGACUACCUUUUAGACUACGCAUUGGAUCACGUGCCCUUUGAUACCAAGGCCACUCGUGUCAUCCUUGCGCUGGCUGCAUCAGAUUUUAAUACGACACGGAGCAAGCUGGACAACCUGCUGAACAAGCUGGAGUCUUCCGGCGCGACCCUGUACGCCUUCUCGACUUUCCCGACCAUCGACAGAGGAAAGAAGGUGUUCGGAGUCCGCGCCGACGGUCUCAUCUUCCCGUCUCUGUCUAAGGAAACCUACCUGGACUACCCUUCGAGGGCCGGACUUCUGGCGAAACUUGCGGCCGCUACCAAGGGCUCCAUUUACCAUAAGAGCUUCGUCGCUGCCGGAGAGCCCGGCUCCUUCUUUGAUGCCGUAUCGGAAGAGAUCAUGGCCAAAGUCGGAAAGGAAGUUCGCCGUUGUAGGCAGUGUACUUGUUCGAUGAGUUCGUCUUGGAACAUGGUCAGCCGUUGUAAGACGGUUGAUUGCUAGGUGUUUGUCGGGUUAUAUCGGGUAUUCCAGCUAGCUUAUGAAAAAAGAAGAAAAAAAAACAAUCACGGUCAAAGCCAUUCAAUGAAAGUUCGUUAGAAAACGUUAUUCCACCCCAGUGCACACGACAUAUCCCUGAGACAUCCCAGAAACAUCCCAGAAACGUAGCAAAAGUCACAGUCGUCUCGUGCGUCACAUGGAUAUUGCAUGGAUAUACACAAUGGGCCGUUAUCGGUACUCGUAGCUUGUACAUCCCUGCGACAUCCCCUGGACAUGGAGCACAGGAUAUGUCAUAAUAAUAAGAAUAACUCGGUUUUAAAGAAUAAAUUUGGUUUAAUUGAUUUCUUGAAUGAUGCUGUGUAGGUACGUGGAAUAUGUAAUGGGAGUAAUAUACGUAAGUAAUGCAAGUAAGUAAUGUAUGUAAUGGUUUACAUGUGCGUAGCUUCGGGGGUUCUGAUUUUGUGCUUGUUUGGCCACCGAUUUUUCUUCUCGUUUAGGCUACGUUUGGUUCAUCCUCUAUCGCUACGGGUCGAUAGUUUCGUCUUCGUUUUCUAGGGACUAUGUAUCACGCGUGACAGAAUUUUCUGUAUUUUAUUUGCAUUUCGUUCCUGUAUGACAGUAUGAUAUGUCUGUAAUAAAAUAUCCCCCAUGUGCGAAAGUUCA
Messenger RNA from Ornithodoros turicata, 7949 nucleotides. RefSeq lists its product as uncharacterized. Gene Ontology annotation, biological process: lipid transport. The transcript is spliced from 36 exons. Gene Ontology annotation, molecular function: lipid carrier activity. The record is from RefSeq and is a predicted model, not a curated record. Bases 237 to 7289 code for a protein of 2350 amino acids. Lineage: Eukaryota; Metazoa; Arthropoda; Arachnida; Ixodida; Argasidae.